Theobroma umbraticum is the source of this 1338-nucleotide messenger RNA. Lineage: Eukaryota; Viridiplantae; Streptophyta; Magnoliopsida; Malvales; Malvaceae. The record is from RefSeq and is a predicted model, not a curated record.
GAGAUGGAAGUCCAAAUUAUCUCUCGAGAGACCAUCAAACCUUUUUCGCCAACUCCAGACCACUUAAGAACCCAUAAGCAUAGUCUUUUAGAUCAGCUAGUCCCUCCUAUUUACCUCCCCAUGAUUCUCUUUUACUCGGCUACAGACAAAAAUGAUCCUAGAAAUUAUAAUAUUUCUGAUUACCUCAAAAAGUCCCUAUCCAAAGCCUUAACCCACUUUUAUCCAUUUGCUGGUAGGAUCAAGGAUGACUUAACCGUGGAUUGUAAUGAUGGUGGUGUGACAUUUGUUGAAGCUCAGGUGGCCUGUGACAUGUCGCUUGUGCUUGAAGAGCCAGAGAUUGAAGUACAACAGCUAUUACCGUGUGCUCCAUUCGAACAUUCACCUCCAACUCUAUCAAGUACUGAUCAGGUAACACCGCUUGCUGUCCAAGUCAACUAUUUUGCUUGUGGCGGUAUGGCCAUUAGUGUUUGUAUUAGUCAUGUUAUAGCUGAUGCAUCAGCUGCAGCCCACUUUCUAAAUGGCUGGGCUGCAGUUGCUCGUGGAGCUGAUAACAUUGAAGGUGUGAUUUAUGAUUCUAGCUCUCUCUUCCCUCCACGAGAUUUAUCAAUGUUUCGGAAGCACGUAGGGAGGCUUGUGGACGAGAAUAAGAAAGUGGAAUCACCUGAAGAUAAGUUUGUUACAAAGAGGCUCUUGUUUAAUGGCUCUAAAAUUACUGCUCUAAGAAAUGAAAUAGGAGAUGGACUCAACUUGUAUCGUCCAACCCGUGUUGAGGCUGUGACUGCGGUUGUUUGGGAAGCCCUCAUAAAUGCAACUGCUGAAAAUGAUGGACGUGGGACCUCGCCAAUACUUGCGGUAUCUAAUGCUAUGAAUUUAAGGAAGAGAAUGAAUCCCCCACUCCCACAGCAAUGCAUCGGUAAUGUUAGCUUCUCUAAACUGGUAAGUUCACUGAACGUGAAGAUAAAAAAUCGCAGCAAUCUGGCAAAAAUAGUUCAUGAGUCUAUAAAAGAGACGGAUGAUGAAUACAUAAGGAAGACGUUCACAAGGGGUGAAUGCCUUAAUUUAAUGGAGAAAAUAUGUGAGAAAUUUGAAAAGAAUUCGAAAGUAGGGAUGUUCAUGUUCAGUUGUUGGUGUAGAUUUCCAUUUUACGAAGUUGAUUUCGGAUGGGGAAAGCCCACAUGGUUCGAAUGUCCCUUGAGGGCUAACCGAGUUGGCUUUUUUGUGGAUACGAGUGAUGGCGAAGGAAUAGAAGCAUGGAUAACAUUGAGGAAAGAAGAAAUGGCCAAACUUGAAAAAGAACCUGGCAUCCUUGCUUAUGCCACUUUCAAGCCAAGCAUAUGA